Vanrija pseudolonga is the source of this 6099-nucleotide messenger RNA. RefSeq lists its product as uncharacterized. The transcript is spliced from 5 exons. Lineage: Eukaryota; Fungi; Basidiomycota; Tremellomycetes; Trichosporonales; Trichosporonaceae. The record is from RefSeq and is a predicted model, not a curated record. Bases 1 to 6099 code for a protein of 2032 amino acids.
AUGUCCUACGAGGACAAGGUUAAACAGCUCUUCCGCCUCCAGGCCGACAUGGUCGCCCCCAUUUGGCCAAUGGCCCAUGACAUCGACAACAACCCCUCGGAGACCAUGGACUUCCUCUAUGGGCGCAAGGCCAAUGUUUACGACGCCAUGAAGCGUUUGUUCAACCAGGUUCUCGCUGACGAGGCCGAGGCUGCGGCUGAGGAUGACGCGGCCAACACCAAGACUUUCGCCGAGGCCAGUCUCGACACCAAGGCGUUUGUCAACAAGCUCCAGAACGACUUCGCUUCUCACAAGUCUGCCUGUAAGCCCAAGCCAGGAGUUUCGCCUGAGGGCUGCGGGUUUGUGUCCAACGACAUGGAGCCCGCUGCGAUCUGGGCUGCCCUCAGCAGCCUCAAGCCCGAGUCGCUCAAGAGGGCCCUCGCUCUCGGCGGCAUUGCGACGGGGUCGGCUGUCGUCGCGACUGCCGACGACACUUUUACGGUCGCCCAGAAGGCUGAGGCUCAGGUGCCCAACAAGGCCCCCGUCGACGGCAAGGCUCUCGUCGCCGGCAAGGCUUCUGUUGACGACAAGCCUCGCAUGGACCUCAAGGUCUACGUCGACGGCAAGCUUAUCGACCCCGAGAGGGUUCGGGUCGAGCUCAAGCUUUUCGUCGACGACAAGGCCCCCGUCGAGGUCAAGGCCCCCGUCGAGGCCAACGUCCCCGUCAGCGCCAAGGGCCUCGUUGACGACACCGACGUCGCUGUUGAUGGCAAGACUGCUGUCGACGACAACAAGCUCCCCGUCGACCACAAGGUCGCCACCGACGACAAGCCGUCCCUCCACCACGAGGUCCCCUCCGACGACAAGGCUCGCGUCGCCAAGCCCACCCCCGUUAACACCGCUCCUCCAGCGGUCGACACCAAGUCCCCCGUCGACGUCCAGAUCCCCGUCGACACCAAGAUCCCCACCCACGCCGACGCCUCCGUCAGCGCCGAGGUACCCGUUGAGGCCGAGGUCGCCGUUGAGGCCGAGGUCGCCGUUGAGGCCGAGGUCGCCGUUGAGGCCGAGGUCGCCGUUGAGGCCGAGGUCGCCGUUGAGGCCGAGGUCGCCGUUGAGGCCGAGGUCCCUGUUGAGGCCGAGGUCCCGGUUGAUGGCAAGACUGGCGCCGACGACAACAAGCCCCCCGCCGACCACCAGGUCGCCACCGACGAGCAGCCGUCCCUCGGCCCCAAGGUUCCCGCCGACGACAAGACUCGCGUCGAAAAGCUCGCCCCCGUUGACACCGCUACUCCCGUCGUCAACACUGAACCAGCCGUUCCCGUCUCCACAGUUGCCGAGACUGCGAACGGUCCCAAGACCCCCGCCGGCAUUCCUCCCGCCCCAAAGGCUACCGGCACCAACACCAUCCGGUCAAACAUUCGUGUUCAAAGCCAGAGGAACAAGGCCCUCAGCAAGCCAUACGGCCGGCAGAACAAGCCCUCCCGUUCGAUCCCCCCCAAGACCCCUGACAUGGCCGAAAUGAACGCAUUCGCCGACGUCACCGACACUGCCACGGUCAUCGAGGUCGACAACACCAUUCGUGUUGUCACGGAGUGCGUGGCCUUCCUCCCUGUCAUCAAGGAGGCAAGCGUCGCCGAAGCCGAGCCUCUUGUCAACUCCGCUGUCGUCAUGGAGGUUCCAGUCGCGGCCAGUGGUACCCAGGCCACUCUAGUCGCCGAGGCGUCUACUAUCGCCCGUCCUGCUCCCGUCGCCGAGUUGACCGCCGUCGCCGAGUUGACCGCCGUCAUCGAGUCAACCGCCGUCACCGCCGUCACCGAGUCCACCCUCGACGCCGAGUCCACCCCCGUCGCCGAGUCCAUCCCCGCAGCCGAGUCCACCCCCGCAGCCGAGUCCACCCCCGCAGCCGAGUCCAUCCCCGUCACCAACUCUAACGCCGUUGCCGAGUCCAGCGCCGUCACCGAGCCUAACGCCUCCGCCGAGGCCGCGGCCAACAUCAACGCGACCCCAGCCUCCGUCGACCCUGCGCCUGUCACUGCAUCAACGUGCUCGUCGUCGUCGCAGGUGACCAAGAGCAAGCUCACGCCUUUGUUUGCGGUUCCCUUUGCGUCUUUGGUCGAAUCCUUCCCCGAGCAGGCGACACCGAACCACGACCAGGACGAGGCGGUCAUCCAGUCCGCUGCAGCAACGUCUGACCAGGUCGAGGUAGUCGCCGGUGCCUCGCUCGUUAAGCAGGAGCGAAUCAUGCCAGGUGCCUACACCCCCGAGGAGAGCGCCAAGGAGGACAUCACAGAGUACUCGGCAGCGCCUGUCAUCAUCGACAUACAGGAGCCAGCCAUGCCUGGUGGCUACAACCCCACGGUCUCCACCAACGAUGACAAGGCUGGGCUCUCGACCGUGGCUGCUUCCCUUGGCACCGCCGCGCAGGAGACAAUCUCUGGUGGUGAGAACGCCACCGAGGUGGCGCCUCAGCAUUCGGCGCCGUCUAGCACCAGCGCGCCGGACGUGAUCCUGAGUCCGGAUUGGAUCGAAUGGGCUUGGAAGACCGUUGCGGCCCUGGUCAAUGAGGGGCAGGACAUCUAUGUUCUGUGGUUUGUCUUGUUUUGGGACGUGAGUUGUAACCCAGCCUCGGGCGUACACGACGAUGAGCUCACAUGUCAUCAGGAUCUGGACACCUCUAGGCUCAAGGUUUGGACCUUCCCCGACAUGGUGAAUCCCCCAGACCUAAUGUCGCUCAAUAUUGCACGGGAUCUUCGCAUGUCAAUCUCGGGCCCGAUCUACGAGAUGGGCGACUCUGCUUUCGCCGUUCGUGUUGAGAUGGAGCUGAAGACGGCACUCUCAAGCGUGAGUUGUCUCGAUUUACAUCCUCGGUGCUUCGCUGACUUGGCCCAGUGGCUCUGGCCUCACCAAGGUGCAACUCAUGCCGAGGCCGCGUCAUCGCUGAAUGGGGCGGCCGUCGACGCGGAAACCUCAACCCGCCAGAUUCGCCCCCUUCGCAAGUCACGAAGGAGGCCUGAGAUCACUCCUGAAGAGAAGAAGGAGGCUGCUGCCAUCGCCACGUCGGACGGUUUUUUCCCCAAGGGCGGCCAGGAAGCCCAACUCGGCAGUUCCACCGCCGGUAACGGAGCGGACACGCCCAGCGCCGUCUCGCCGCCUGCCAACCCUGCCGAGGUCGACCAGUCACGGUUUCCGACACCAGUCACCGGAACUGCGACCUCCCCAACUCCAGCACCCCAAUCUGGAUUCGGCGGCUCAGCCCCCAGCUCCUUCUCCCACGGCGGAGAUGGAGGUGACCCCCAAGACGGCUCCCAGCACGUUGGGGUGGCUGACUCCGGGUCUGGCCUUCGUGUUGGACAGGAUGAUGGUGUGAGCGCGGUGCCGCCAGCGCCAACGCCCGCGUUCGCCUCAGGCGCCAGCACCGUCGUUGGACAGGACGAUGGCGGGAGCGUGGUGCCGCCAGCACCAACGCCCGCGUUCGCGUCAAGCGCCAACACCGUCGUCGGGACCCCCGACAUUGAGAUGAGCGGCGACGCCUCCGCUCUGGCCACAAUCCAAGCCCCAAGCUCUCCUCUGAUCACGUUGCCAGUGGCAAUCGACCGCGACGCUCAAAUGGGCGAGCCCGCGCCAUUCGCUCCCCAGUUCGGAGCCGGCGACCAACUCGACAACCAAGGUUCCAGCGCCACGCCUGAUCAGUCUUCGGCCGCCUUCCAAGGCGACGACGCGGAUAUGGCCGAGGCCGACGUCUCUACUCAGCAAGACCCAGCCCAAUCGAACGGAGGUGUUGGAUUCGUCCCCCCACCUCCUAUCGGCGGUGCUUACAGCUUCGGCGCCCAGGCACCCGUUGGCGGUGGUUUCCAAUUUGGCACCCAAGCCCCUCCCAGCGGUGGCUUCAACUUCGCCACCCAGGCCCCUGUCGGUGGUGGUUACCAGUUCGGCGCGCAGGAUCUUAACGGCGGUGGUCAGCAGUUCGUCGCCCAGCCUCCCGUCGGCGGUGGUUUUCACUCCGGGCCACAAGCGCCGACCUUUUCGUCGUCAACGCCAGCGAGCACGUACGACAAGGAGGUCUCAAUGUUCGAGUCGAAUGCCGCCACAUCUGGCGGAGCGUCCCAGCCCACGAUCCCACUCGUGGAAGGUAUCUGGAGGCCGGGCCCAGGACAGACCUUUACGGCCGUCCAGCCAACUUACGGCCAAGGCACUCAGCAGAGCGCCUUCCAGUUUAACGCCACUCCGCAGCCCGUUCAACAGUUCGCACCGCCGACGUCCGCCACUCCAGGUCAGUGGCCUUCUGCCGGUGACUGGUCCACUUCGCAGUCCCUUGGGGCUGCGCAGCCCGCACACGACCUUGGUGCUCAGCAGAGCACCUCCCAGUUCAACUCGCACCCGCAGGACGUUGAUCCCUUCGCGCCGGUGCCAAUCGCCCCUGCUCCAAGCCAGUGGCCUCUUCUUGGUGACUGGGCCGCCACCGGCAUUCAACACAGUGCCUCGACCUCAGCCUCCGCCUAUCAGGGUGUGUCUGGGCCGAACACUCAGUUUGCAAGCGAUGUUUCGUUCCCGGCGGCAAUGACGCAGCAGGAGAUCGACGCCGCAAACGUCCUGGCCGGAUUCCGACCGGUGAGGCCCAUGCGCGGGCUCCGCAAGACCGCCCUCAUGCCUUCCCAUACUGCCGGCGAAUUUUACGGUGCGGCAAACAUGCCUGACGCUUUGCCACACAACCCUGGGCCACCUGCCACAUCCGCCCACAACAGCUGGUCGACCAACAACGGUUCGCAGGUCACCAACGGCCAGACCACUUGGCAGGCAAGUGGCUCGUCAUCAGGCCAGGUUACCUCAAGCCCUCCAGAGUUCGUCCCACAACCCCAAUUUGCGCCGGUCGCCACCUCACUCCCCGUUCUCUCGAUGCCGCCUCUAGCGCACAAUGGGCCAACUGAGACUCAGGUCUCGGAAACCCGCACCAUGGUCCCAGGCGCCGUUGCUGUGCCGCUCGCGGCGAUUGGCCAACUCCGCUCAAACCAGUCAACGGUUGUUGAGUCGCUCGCGCCGAUGACAAGUGUCCCGUCCGCGGCUCACCCACGUCAUGUCCCCGACGAACUCAUCGACCCCGCCCUCCGCGAGGACACCAGCGGUGCCAUGAGUGACAUGAUCACGAAGCGCAACAGGGACAACGACGAGGGGGACAACAGCAAGGUUGUCGGUGGCACUGGUCCCCACCCGGACAAGAACUUCAACUCGUCCGGCCCUGGCACAGACGACCCCUACUGUGAGCAGCAGCCUCACCCUGGGCGUAGGACCCCCGACCGCCGCCGUGAUGACGACGACGAAGAGUCGAAGGAGUACCAGGGCUCGUACACCCCUGUCGGCGGGAGCAACACUCCUGUCAACAACGUUUCCUCAAUGCUCGGUCCUGCAGGUGGCCAGUCUCUCACUUUUGGGCACUCUGGUGCGGGUGAUGCUGGUCAUGGCUGCGGCCAGGUCAUUCUCGAUUGGUCUGACACGGAGGAGCCCCACCCAUCGACAACCGACGAUGGCCGCCCAGAUGACGUGCCGCGAUCCGACUACGACCGUGAGGAGAUCUCUCGCUCCGACCGUGAGGAUGAGGACCAGGGUGACUGGGGCAACGGUCAUGCCGACGAUCACCACGCUUCGUCCUCUCGUGACGGCAACCUCGACGGGAACGCCCGUGCGGACAUCGGCUCCAGCACCAGCACUGGACCGGCCGCCACCUCUGCUCCGCGCUACCAGCAUGAGGACGAGUUUGUGUUUCCAGAUGAUCCGUCCCACUCGUUCGACUGCAUCAGCGGCCUUGGGGACGACGACGAGUAUCAGGGCGAUCUCGAGGAGGAGGAGGGUGCCUCCGAGACGGGCACGAGUGAGGAGCACAGCGGCUCCCUCGAUGGCUCGAACGGCGACUCGAACAUGCUCCAGACCCCCACCGACGAGAGCAUGGUUGACGACAGCGAGCGCAACGCCGACGGGUCGGAACCGAUCCCAUUGGAGAAGAAGCGCGGGUUCGACGCCGACGAGGAAGUCGACCCGAUCGUCCUCAAGCGUGUCAAGCCUCUAAGCGCCCGGGAUCAAGAUCAAGCCGCCGACGUGACAGUCUUCACCUCGGCAUCCGCCCAGUAG